Messenger RNA from Microbotryum saponariae, 2369 nucleotides. NCBI's taxonomy places the organism in Eukaryota, Fungi, Basidiomycota, Microbotryomycetes, Microbotryales, Microbotryaceae. The record is from the annotation of a GenBank genome assembly.
AUGGAUAUCAUGGAGCUCGUUCAUGAAGACCGCUCGGCUGCUUCGCGACCUUUCGGCUGCAGCGCUCCUGGUUGUCCCAAGGCGUUCGCUCGUCGCAGUGAUUUGGUACGACACAUGCGCAUCCACUCGAACGAAAGGUGAGAUCCUCUUCCUUUUGCAUCGUACCACAGUGCCAAUGUUUCACUCGCACUCGCAAGAGCUGACUCUGGCGCGGGUGAGCAGACCCUGGAUCUGCGACUGGCCCGGCUGCUCGCGCGAUUUCAUCCAGCGCAGCGCCCUUACCGUUCACUACCGCGUCCAGUCAGUCGUCCUUCUCGCCACUCUACCUACAUCCAAGUUUAAUCGCGUCUGAUCUCCCACCGUUUCCCUCCAUUCCCCUCCAUUCCCCUCCAUCCCUCUCAUAGCACUGGAGAACGCCCGCAUUGUUGCGAGUACGUCGGCUGCGACAAGGCGUUUAGUGAUUCGAGUUCGUUAGCUCGCCACCGCCGAGUGAGUCGCGCCGGUCUUCUGUCGCUGCCUAUACGGCCGAAAACAUUGCUAACACGCCACACUGACUCUGUUGCAGAUCCACACCGGAAAGAGACCCUACAAGUGCCCUGAACCCAUAUGUGGCAAGACGUGAGUGACCUCGCUGCGUCGGUCUCGUUCAUCCUAUCCUACGUGCCCCCUGCCGCCGUCCAGCUCCCGCAGGUCCUGCUCGUCAGGAGACCCCCCCCAUCUCGGAUUGCCGAGCCCGGGUCCGAAUCGUGGUGGCGUCUCGAGGGGCUGUGCGCGCGCGGUGCAGGCCUCGCGUGACGCCACGGUCCCCUCCCGAGUGCUCGUGCACGAUCCCGGGACGGCGCCUAGAAGGUGGGGGGGGGGGGGGGGGGGGCGCUUGCGAACAACACAACAUGGCAAGGUCCCCUGUCGCUUGGCCUUCUUGCAUUUCCGCUAGCGCCACUUUGACGCAUCCGCGCGUCUUCUCAGGAGUACUGACCACCACGUGCGCGAUCACAUUUCAAAACAGUUUCUGCCGCAAGACGACCCUCACCAAACACAUCAAGCGCAACCACCCCGACUCCCCGGCGUUUUCGCACGGCAGCUACCACACCGCGGGAGGUGCGCUACCCCGCCCCUCUGCGGGCGCUAGUCGCCGGGUAUAUUCGACACGUCGUCACCCGCAGCACUACGAUGAUGGAGACUACUCUGGUGGAUCUUCGGCAUCGGUGACACCCCACUCGGUCUAUGACGACGGCUACGGCGACGACCAAGACUACGACGACGAUGCAUCAGAGACAGGGGACGCCCCCGGGUAUUACCCUUUGCCCCUCCCUCCGCUUCCGGAUCUUCCCGCCGACGACGAUGAGGGUAACGCUCAUCUCGAAUGGGCCGCUCCCGCACAUUCGAACCUGUCGAUGCUGUCGAACAACACCGGUGCGCUUGGGCCGAAUGCGAUUCGGCAACACCUCGAGCGACAGGAUCGCAAGCAGCGUCAAAAGUACCCGACCAAGCAUCCUCGAGGGGUAUAUGCGACUCCUCCCCCUCAACACCCUCGGCAUAUGCGGGACCAGUCUUACGAGCCCGUCGAGGAGGCUUGCAUGUACAGCUACGAUCAGGCGGCGCAGCAGCUCAACCAGCAAAGCCAAGGCCGCCAUGUCCCGCCGCAACAAGCACUACCGCCCCAGCACUCGCACCAACCGUUCGACGAAGGUACAAAUCGUCAAGGAUACAACAGCUACCCCAUGACGCCGGCGCCAUCGGUUUACUCUACCUCGUCAUCGUCGUCACAGAUGAACUAUCCGCAGUCGCACCCCCUUGAGGCCUCCUGGUCCGCUCCGCUCCCGUCGGCCGAGUUCAGCCCCUAUGGGAGCCAGCUAAGCGGAUACUACCAUGCCUCACCGUCUGCUGCGCAUACCCCGUCGCCGUUCAAGUCACAUCGACGUCGUGCCUCAUCUGUCUCCGCCAUCGACAACCUCUACCCGCUCGCCUCGGUGCAGACCCCGCACAGCUCCUCCUCGGGCCAAUGUAGCGCAGGGCUCGUCUUUGGCCUACCAAACGACUCAAACGACUUUUCCCUAGGGUCAGAUUCCCAACCCUCCCCGUUCCGUCGGUACAACGAGUUCUCCCCCGCUGGCGCAAGCACUUCCGGAGCUGGGGCCAUCGGCGCGGCGCCUUCGCAUCAUUCGGACUCGGAAGCACAGUUCUCGGGCGGCUCGCCCAUUCCCGAAUAUGCGACCCAUUAUUCGUCGCAGAUUCAGCACGCCCACCAAAUGCCCCCGCAAUUUCCUCGGCGCGGGUCGCUCGGGAUGGGCUUUGGUGGUUUCUCUUCUUACGUCGCCCACCAUGAUGAUUCGUCGACCUCGGCUCUCCCCGAGGCAUCCUACGUCUAG